Messenger RNA from Mycotypha africana, 498 nucleotides. RefSeq names its product ubiquitin-conjugating enzyme E2. NCBI's taxonomy places the organism in Eukaryota, Fungi, Mucoromycota, Mucoromycetes, Mucorales, Mycotyphaceae. The record is from RefSeq and is a predicted model, not a curated record. Gene Ontology annotation, cellular component: cytosol; endoplasmic reticulum. Bases 1 to 498 code for a protein of 165 amino acids. The transcript has 5 exons.
AUGGGAUCAACCGCCCUGAAGCGUUUAAUGACAGAGUACCGAGAGCUAACGUUAAAUGCACCUGAAGGAAUUACUGCAGGCCCUAUUGAUGAAAAUAAUUUUUUUGAGUGGGAAGCGCUUAUUGCUGGACCUGAAGGAACACCUUUCGAAGGCGGCUUAUUUCCUGCUACUUUAACAUUCCCCAAAGAUUAUCCCUUAAGCCCACCCACAAUGCGCUUCACUUGUGAUUUCUUCCAUCCUAAUGUAUAUCCGAAUGGCACUGUGUGUAUUUCCAUUUUACAUCCUCCAGGUGAUGAUCCGAAUAUGUACGAGAGUAGCUCAGAGAGAUGGAGUCCUGUACAAAGCGUGGAAAAAAUCUUGUUAAGCGUCGUUAGUAUGUUAGCAGAACCCAAUGAUGAAAGUGGAGCUAAUAUUGAUGCUUCUAAAAUGUGGAGGGAAAACAGAGAAAGAUAUAAUGAAAUCGUACGUGAAAAUGCUAGAAAGACUUUAGGGUUGUGA